This is a messenger RNA of Fusarium tjaetaba, 1047 nucleotides long. RefSeq names its product pre-mRNA-splicing factor 38B. The coding region runs from base 1 to 1047 and encodes 348 amino acids. The record is from RefSeq and is a predicted model, not a curated record. The transcript is spliced from 4 exons. Lineage: Eukaryota; Fungi; Ascomycota; Sordariomycetes; Hypocreales; Nectriaceae.
AUGUCCAAAAACGACGAACUUUUGACUGAUGAUUAUGUCGCGGACCUCUUGUCGCAAGAGGCAAGCGACUGCUCCCUCAAAUAUUCAGCCAUGGGUAUGGAAGCAUAUCGCUCGAAUAAGAAACCUGCGAAUAUGAUGAAACCCAACACCCGGUUUUUACGACAUAUCAUAAAGGAUACCGACAAUCACAACAAGGCGCUAUUAGCCAAAGAGGCCGCCGAGUCCAAGGCACGACUCAAGGAUCUCGAGCGCACGGAAGAAAUCAAGCGGCGCAAGACAAACCCAAGUGUUCAUGACAUUCGACGGCGGCAGAUGGGCGAUAUUCAUGCCAUUCUAGGCGGCAAGAAACGGCCAAGAGACGAAGAUGAGGCUGGCCCUUCUUCAAGGAGAGAAUCGCGACGCGCCGACAAGGAUCGAAGGCAGGAACGCAAGCACGAACAGAGAUUAGACGACCUCUUCACAGACAAACGCAGUGAGCAGCGACAGCACGGUCGACUGUCGCGCGACGAUCGUCGUAACAUCGCGAUAGGACACGGAGCAGAGACAGAUACUCCGACGAAGAAGGACAUCACCGUCGAAGUCAUAAACGGAGAGACAGGUCUAGAUCACCUGGAAGCCGACGACGGUCUCGAUCGCCCAGAGAAUCUAAGAGAAGAGGAAGAAGAGGGAUCGGAUGCCAUGGAAGAUCUGAUCGGACCCGCACCACCCCCGAAAUACCGGGGACGAGGAACAGUGGGAGGGUCUUCGGGUAUCGAUCGACGGUUUUCAGACACAUACGACCCCAAGACUGACAUACAAAUGGACGAAGAUGAGGUUGGCAAUGACUGGGAUGAUGCUGUUGAGGCGUUUAGAGACCGCCAAAAGCUACGGCAAAAUCAGGAGCAACGGCUGAAAGACGCCGGAUUUGCAGACGAGCAAAUACAGCGUGCGAGUGGUGCAGAUGAAAAGUCUGCGGAAAAUGUGCAAUGGUCCAAGGCUGGGGAGAAAAGGGCUUGGGAUGUUGGCAAGGUGAUCGGGUCAGACGGAGUGGCCCAGCCAGAAGUUUAG